Messenger RNA from Phyllotreta striolata, 1791 nucleotides. NCBI's taxonomy places the organism in Eukaryota, Metazoa, Arthropoda, Insecta, Coleoptera, Chrysomelidae. The record is from the annotation of a GenBank genome assembly.
AUGGGUUCCCUGCUGUCCGAGCCGCUUACCGAAAAGACGUCUACCGAUGAAACCAACGACAAGUUGCUUUGCGGAGCCAGCUCUAUGCAAGGUUGGCGUGUAACCCAAGAGGAUGCUCACAACUGUCUGUUAGACUUUGACACGAAUACUUCAUUUUUUGCCGUGUACGACGGCCACGGAGGCCACGAAGUCGCCAAGUAUUGCUCCGACAAGUUGCCCCAAUUCAUUAAAGAUUGUCAAGCGUACAAAGACGGUGAUAUAUCAAAAGCAUUGAUCGAUGGAUUCCUCGGCUUCGAUGCUACGAUAGCUACAAAAGAUGUCAUUGCCGUUUUAACAGAAAUAGCAGGAGAAAAGAAACCUUCGGAGGAAAGCGACGAGGAAGAAAAUGUAGAUAAUUUAUAUAAAGAGGCGUUUAUGCCUAUUGAGCAAGUAAUAGAAAAAUACAGACACUUUGUCGAUCCGUCGUUAAAGAAUUUAAAAAAAGAAGAUGGCAAGUUGGCUGCAUCACCUAAAACCAAUGAUAACGGAGAGUGUUCUUCUUCGGGGCCGUCUAAUUCCCAAGUAAGUUCAGAAUGUACACCGUCGAGUAGUUCAGAAGAAGCUGCAACACCCCGUAAAGAGACUGCAGAAUUAUCAAAGACAUCAGAAUCGGAAGCCGAUGGAGUUGUUUCGGAGGUUUCAAAAGAAGUAGAGAAAGCCGUAGUGAAAGACGAAACGGUCAUAAGUUCCGAAAAGGCCGAAGGAGUACCGCUUAAUGGAGAAAUCACAGUAACAUCCAGUACAACGGAGGUACAGUCUAGUACUCCCCAGGAAAACGGCGACGUAAGCAAGAAAGGAAAAGGUAAGAAAAUCGCACCAGUCGCAUCUAUUAAAACAAGACCUAAAAGAAAUGCAAUUCAAUUAUACCAAAAUUUAUUAAAUAACGAAGAUAGCGAGGAAGAAAGUGAAGAUGAAGAUGACAAAACUUUCGAAGGUCCAAAUGAGGAUUCAUCCGAUGAUGACGAUGAAGGCGUUAACCAAGCCAUCGAAGUGCAGGAUUCCGAUGAUGAUGCUUCAUCUGGAGAAGAAGAAGAAGAUAUAGAGGAAGAGGAAGACGACGAAGAUGAUUUGGAAUUUGCCAGAAAUAUGAAAGAACAACCUGGAUCUAAUAGCGGAUGCACUGCUGUGGUUGCUUUACUGAAAGGAAAUGAAUUGUAUGUGGCCAAUGCGGGCGACUCUAGGUGUAUAGUAUGCAGGAAGGGCAAAGCGAUUGACAUGAGUAUUGAUCAUAAGCCCGAAGAUGAGUUGGAGAGAGAAAGAAUAGUGAAGGCAGGUGGUAAAGUAACGUAUGAAGGGCGAGUUAACGGGGGACUUAACCUAUCGAGGGCCAUCGGAGAUCAUGCUUACAAACAAAAUAAAGAUCUCUCUGAUAGAGAACAAAUGAUAACUGCCUUGCCAGACAUCAAAACUCUUACGAUUAACCCGGCAGAAGAUGAAUUUUUAGUGUUAGCUUGUGAUGGUAUUUGGAACUUCAUGUCUAGUCAAGAAGUUGUUGAUUUCGUUCGACCGAGGAUAGAAGAAAAUGCCAAAUUGUCGACCAUAUGCGAGGAAAUGUUUGAUCACUGUUUAGCUCCGGAUACCUUGGGCGAUGGUACGGGUUGUGAUAACAUGACCGCCAUAAUAGUCCGGUUCAAAACAAAUAUUUUAAAAAGAUCUGCGUCAUCAGAAGCAAUAGGGAGCUGUGAAGUAAAUGUAAGAAGGGCAAAGACUGAAGAUAACUCGGCAAGUAUGGAAGAACCUAAACCUGUUUAA